UGAUCUCAAACCUUAGGCUUGAUGCUUCAAGAGCUAAAUACUUGGUAAAGAAAAAAAAAGACACAGUUCAGCUUUGAGAGAAGUUUCUGAGUGAAGAUGAAUUUGGCAGAGAUCUGCGACAAUGCCAAAAAGGGAAGAGACUAUGCACUCAUUGGAAAUUAUGACUCUUCUAUGGUGUAUUACCAGGGUGUCAUCCAGCAAAUCCAGAGACAUUGCCAGUCGAUCAGAGAUCCAGCAAUUAAGGGCAAAUGGCAACAGGUUCGGCAAGAAUUAGUCGAAGAGUAUGAACAAGUUAAGAGCAUUGUUGACACUUUAGAAAGUUUUAAAAUGGACAGACCUGCAGAAAUCCCUGUGUCCAAUCAAGAUGAGCCUUUUAGAGAUCCUGCUGUUUGGCCCCCUCCAGUUCCAGCUGAACACAGGGCCCCACCUCAGAUCAAGCGUCCCAACCGAGGAGCAAAGCCCACGAGGAAGGAAUCCCCAGGCCUGCAGCCCCGUGGGCCCAUGGGCAGAGCACAGCCGGCAGCGAGGAGCGACAAAUCUGCAGGCAGCCGUGACAGGGAGCCAAGGGCCAGAGGGAGGGAUGACAAGGGAAAGAAAACACCCCAGGAAGGUGUUGCUGAUGAUGUUCCAAGAUUUGAUGGAGGAGUGGGUUAUGACAAAGACUUGGUCGAAGCUCUUGAAAGGGACAUUGUGUCGAGGAAUCCAAGCAUUCAUUGGGAUGACAUAGCAGAUUUGGAAGAAGCCAAAAAAUUAUUAAGAGAAGCUGUUGUUCUUCCGAUGUGGAUGCCUGAUUUUUUCAAAGGGAUCAGAAGACCUUGGAAGGGCGUGCUGAUGGUUGGUCCUCCUGGUACUGGCAAAACAAUGCUAGCAAAAGCUGUUGCUACAGAAUGUGGAACAACGUUCUUCAAUGUGUCUUCCUCUACACUGACAUCUAAAUACAGGGGUGAAUCUGAAAAGCUUGUCCGCCUGUUGUUUGAAAUGGCAAGGUUUUACGCUCCAACAACAAUCUUCAUUGAUGAAAUUGAUUCAAUCUGCAGCCGCAGAGGCACAUCUGAUGAGCAUGAGGCGAGUCGCAGAGUCAAGUCAGAGCUGCUUGUGCAAAUGGACGGGGUAGGUGGUGCUUUGGAGAAUGAUGACCCUUCCAAGAUGGUUAUGGUAUUAGCUGCUACAAAUUUUCCUUGGGAUAUUGAUGAAGCUCUCCGACGGAGACUGGAAAAAAGGAUUUAUAUACCUUUGCCCACAGCAAAAGGCAGAGCAGAACUACUUAAGAUUAAUCUUCGGGAAGUAGAGCUCGAUCCUGACAUCAGCCUUGAAGAAAUUGCUGAGAAGAUUGAAGGCUAUUCUGGUGCUGACAUCACUAAUGUCUGCAGGGAUGCCUCUUUAAUGGCAAUGAGACGGCGUAUUAACGGCUUAACUCCAGAAGAGAUUCGGGCACUUUCUAAAGAGGAGCUUCAGAUGCCAGUUACCAAGGGGGACUUUGAGUUGGCUCUGAAGAAAAUCUCCAAAUCUGUUUCUGCUGCAGACCUGGAGAAGUACGAGAAAUGGAUGGCGGAGUUUGGAUCUGCUUAAUCUCACCGACAGCUUUCCAUUGUGAGAGUUUAUGGCUUUUGUUGUUUUCACUUGCAAUGUGAGUUAGAAAAUUUUUCAAAGGUUUAAUAAAAGGUCUGCUGUUCUCCCUGUCCCACCUCCACCCCUUCCUGGUGACAAGAUCUUUUAAACUCUGUUUGCCGUUAAAGGGAGUGAUAUGGUUAAAAUUAAAAAAAAAAACACAAAAGUCUGAAAUAGUAAAAGCAGACAAAUGGAAAGGAAAUAAAUAUACUUCUGAGAAUAACCACCUUAUUUUCCCAAUGAAGAGCAGUGCUGUUUACCUCCUUGUACUCAUCUCUCGUGGCUAGAAUCAGUAAAUCAGCUGGGGAAUGUGACUCCAGAGGAGCUAACAAGGGCUCGCUUACCCCCUGCUCCAAGUGCUGUGUUCUGUUGGGCUGCUGACUGCCUCCCCCAAACGUGGCAUCGAAGUGUUUCCUGGUGCUGUUUUCUGCUUGGAUGUCCAGAACAAAGCCUGAGGAUUAAUUGGCAUUUACACAGAGGAAGUGAGGAUCAGUUUUCCAUCAAGAUGCAUGCUCAGCUCUCCUCUCUUGUACACGCAUUUGGCUUUGAUGUCACUUCAGAUUGGAAUGAUGUUACCUGUGACUUCUCCUAGUGGUAAUGAGAAGGAGAGGAAAGGACCUUGAUUGCUUUCAUUCCAUGAUGAAUAUGGUUUGUACCACUUUGACCAUUAGGCACUUUGAAGUUUGACCAGUAGGCACUUUGACUUUAUAUUGUGCAUUUAUGUAGAAUCUUGAACUUUGCUUUCUAAAUGUUAUUUAAAUAACAAUAGUGAAGACACUACUAUGUCCUUAAAAUGCAUGGCUGUGGAAUUCCAGGUCUUCUAGUUAGGCCUGAGCCUUUUCCAAGCUUUACUAAGUAAUAGUAUUUGCACUUGUUUAUGUUGCAGAACUAUUUUUGUUACACUUCUUAAAUGAAGGUUUCUUAAAAUGUGUAAAUGCAAUUAAUUUAGGGAAAAGUAAUCUGUACAAUCUCAUUUAUGUUCUUAUGUUUUUCUUCCUGUCCCAAGCACAAGUGCAGGGAUGAGAAGGGUUAGGUUAUAAACUCUAGCAUGAUAAAUCCCCUCUCUGGAAUGUAACUGUGAUGCUGACAGUACGGGCUUUUCACGGCGUCAGACUGUGCGUCUGACUCAUGUGGGUUUCCUAAUGAAGGAAUGGGAAGGAUAGGUAAAAUUUACAGAGGAAUAUGCAAGCUCUGAAAUUCUUGGUGAUUUUGUAAGCAUGACUCAAAGUGUCUUGGUUGAUCCGAGCUGUCCUGCAGUUGGGUGAGUUCUGCACCCUCUGGCUCUCUGCUGAGACUUGUGGUGACAUAGCCAGGUGUCGUAGGCUGGAGUAAGAAAUUGAUCUUGAUCAGAAAUGAAGCCAAGUAUUCAGAAUCACCCAACGCAUCUUGGAUGGGAGUAUAUGUUUUUGCUGGUGCUUGCCAAAUAAUGUUUGUAAUCCAGCACGUUGGUCUUUUGGGCCAUGACAUGUGAACCACUAACGUAAAUGUUUCUUGAGCAAGUCUGCUGUUUGGGAGCAAGGACAGUCAGGAUAUGUGAUUGACAAUUCUGCUGUAUCCUUCUGAUUAUGUGAGCAACUUGUGUGGUUGUGGUAUCUUCUCUGCUUUGUCUGUCAGCAGUCCUUUUUCUUUCUCUCUCUGUAAAGUCCACAGCUUGGAUGGAUCAUGCCAUUUUAAAGGGCUCCACUAAUUUGCAUGAAGAAAUACCACAGAGAUUCUGUAAAUCCUGCAUUUGACACAAGACAGCUGGGGCUGUAGAGGCCUGUUUUCAUGUGGCCUUUCAGAAAUGUGCUUUCUGGUGCCCCCAGACUGGUUGAAAAACAACUGCUGUCCCAAUCUUUCCAAGGACAGAGUAUCUCCACUCGCUUUGUUACGAUCUUGACCAGGGAGAUUAGAACAGGAUGAACAUCAACUUUUCCCUUUUCACCUACAGAGAGAAUAAAAGCUCCAGUUACUUUUUGCCUGCCCAGUUUGCACCAACUGCACAGUAUAGCCUUUGCUCUUCACAAUAUCUGCAACUGUUAGAAAGAAGCAAUUCUGUCUGCCCUGGAAGAUGAGCAAGCGCAAAGCUGCAUUUGACUCUAUCAUUUUUGGCUAAAUUACUACCAGGUCCAGUCUGUUCCUCCCAGGGAAUAGCUGGACCUUUAUAGAAAGAAAGCUUUGAAAGCGUUGCCACAGUGUGUCAUUUCUUCCUUAUGAAAGCUGUAGGCUGAAGCUAUUAUUCUUUUUUCCUUUUUUUUUUUUUUCUUUUUUCUUUU
This is a messenger RNA of Phasianus colchicus (ring-necked pheasant), 3863 nucleotides long. It is a transcript of the gene KATNAL1, whose product is annotated as katanin catalytic subunit A1 like 1. Gene Ontology annotation, cellular component: microtubule cytoskeleton; microtubule. The record is from RefSeq and is a predicted model, not a curated record. NCBI's taxonomy places the organism in Eukaryota, Metazoa, Chordata, Aves, Galliformes, Phasianidae. Gene Ontology annotation, molecular function: ATP hydrolysis activity; microtubule binding; microtubule severing ATPase activity. Gene Ontology annotation, biological process: microtubule severing.